AUGCUUGCCUUCUUUGUCCUCCAUGCCUCACUCUGCCCGGUAUUUUUUAUUUCCGGUGUCAUUUGUGUUCUCAUUCAGGCUGACGUUUUCCACGCGUAUCAAGUCGUGCGUAAAAACAACGUACCAGCGGAGAAUAUAAUUACCUUCGCCUACGACGAUAUUGCAAGCAAUCCCAAAAAUCCGUUUAGAGGCAAAGUGUUCCAUGACAACAUGCACGAAGAUGUCUACAACGGUGUGGUAAUUGACUACCGUGGAAAAGAUGUCACACGGAAUAAUUUCCUGAACGUAUUAAAGGGCGAUAAGAAACUUGAAGCCAAAAAUAAGAAGGUGCUUAAAAGCGGUCCUGAUGACAACGUGUUCCUCUUCUAUUCUGGGCACGGUGCACUGCAUGCCGUGGAGUUGAACGAUAUCCUCGCCUACAUGCAUUCAAAAAAAAGUACAACAAAUUUGUGCUGUACGUGGAGGCGUGCUACUCCGGCUCUCUGUUUCGAAAUACUCUUCCUUCAAAUAUGGGAAUUGUUAACAUCAGCCAAGGAAGAUGAAGAAUCCUGGUCUAUUUUUUGUACUGACAAGGAUAUCGAUACUUGUCUAGCGAACGAAUUCCCGUACGCCUGGAUUACAGAUUCGGAAUACCAUGACUUGAAAACGCGUACACUGGAUCAACAGUACGAGGAGGUGAAAAAAGGGACAGCGGAGAGUCAUGUGAUGAAGUACGGUGAGAUGCUUGGCCACAUCGUCAAGGAAACGUUUCGCGACAUCGUCACGGACGUGACGACCCACCAUAAGCUAACUCUGAAUGGCUUGUCUAAAAGGGACGAGACGAUGUGUUUUCAGGCACUAUUCGAUCAAUUCCGGACGCACUGCUUUACAAUUCAGCAGGUCCCCGAAGUAGCUCGGCAAACAAAUCAUUUCAUGGAGCUGUGCAAAGCCGGAUACAAGGCAAAAACCCUAAUCGACUCUGUCCACAACGUUUGUUC
Messenger RNA from Opisthorchis viverrini, 977 nucleotides. RefSeq lists its product as hypothetical. Gene Ontology annotation, molecular function: cysteine-type endopeptidase activity. Gene Ontology annotation, biological process: vacuolar protein processing. Lineage: Eukaryota; Metazoa; Platyhelminthes; Trematoda; Opisthorchiida; Opisthorchiidae. The annotation marks the transcript as partial. The transcript has 9 exons. The record is from RefSeq and is a predicted model, not a curated record.